AAAAGAAAAGAAAAAAGGAAAACUGCCUCUCUUUAUUCCGACAGAGAGCACCUCCAUCCCCAUGAUCUCAUGAAUAAAUUAUAGCGGCUCAUUGUGCAACAGAGGGGAGGAAUGCAGUCGAGCCGAGGAAAAUACGGCCGGGGGUAACGUUACAGACUUCACAUCGAUCCGGAGCUCAGUCUCCAGUUCCUCUUGUUAUGCUGCUCGCUGUUGAGCCCUUAACGCACCACACAGCUUCGGCUGUAGCUGCAACUCUUAAAAUAUAGUCUCAUUUUCUGAUUUUACUGCUUUAGAUGGAUUUUAACUUACAACCAGGACACGACAACCUAUCGCCGUAUCAGCCUCUGACUAAAAAUUACACGGAGUCGAACUGAAAGCGGAGACUCAGCGAGAGAAUUUUGGCGUCGCUUAACAGCUUGUAACGGCGGGGCUUUUCGCAGAGCUAUCCGACUUUCCUACCGCGGAACACGGAUCGGCGAGCAGAGCAACCUCGGGCAGUUGGAGUCUUAAGGCUGCCUGCCAGGUUGAGGUGAUUUGGGGUUCCCUGCUGACCCCCACGUUCCUCCGAUGAACCCCAUCAACUCCAUGAAACCUGCCCUGCCUCCAACGCCACAUAGUGACGGCUCUUACCCCUAUGACCCAGCGUCCUGGCAGCAAGGCACCAACCAGCCCCCCGGCUCCCUCUCUGUGGUAACCACAGUGUGGGGGGUUACCAGUCCUUCACCCAGCCAGGUUUUUGGCGCUCCCAUGGGCCCAGGAGGUAACUCGGCUGGAGGUCACAUGUUGCCUGGCAGCAGCCCUGGCAUGAACUCCCCCCAGUUCAUGGGGCAGCAGGGCUAUCCUGAGCCCAACAAGGGCUACAUGCAGCAGGGCAUGUAUGGCCGGCCCAGCGGGGGCUACCCAACCGGGCCUGCGUAUGGUGGCAGUUACCCCAAUAAUGGCGGUGGCUCCCUUGGGAUGCCGCCUCACGGAGUCCGCCCCCCCACUGACUUCACCCAGGCUGCUGCCGCCGCUGCUGUGGCUGCCGCUGCCGCUACAGCAACAGCUACCGCCACGGCAGCCGUCGCCGCGAUACAAGAGAAGCAAAACCAAGAGAUGAAUUAUGGUCCUAUGGGUGGCGCUUCCUCAUACAACACCCAGUUCCUGUCCCACACUGGACCCCGUGGCCCACCCGGCAUGGCCCCCUCCAGCAUGGUGGGCUCCAGACCCCCCUCCAUGGGACCCAUGUACACCUCACAGGGGCAACGGCUACCCCAGCACUCGGGCUACCCGGGGGGCCAGCAAGGACCCCCUCCACGACAUCAGCAGGGAUUGAAACGCCCCUACAACUCUGAGGGAUUUCCAGGGCAGCAGUAUGGCUCUGGGAUGGGGGCUGCGGGACCGUACCCCGGUCAGCCCAUACAGUACCACGGCCCUGGCCCACAGCGCUCGGCUCCUUCGCCCUCCUACACAGGCCACAGAAUGCCGCUCCAGCAGGCCAACAUGGGCCAGUAUCCUGCAGGACCAGGAAACCCAGGCCAAUACUACAAGGCAGAGCAAUUCAAUGGGCAGGGCAAUAGUCACGGCAGUCUGGCUUCAGGAGUGGCGGGAGGCGGAGGCUACAACACCUUUAACCAAGCAGCUGUGAACGGGCCUGGAAGAGCGAUGCCUGGAUAUCCCAGCUCUCCCCUCCCAGGAAACCCCACUCCUCCCAUGACCCCAGGCAGCUCCAUGCCGCCCUACAUGUCCCCCGGCCAGGACGUGAAGUCUCCCUUCCUCCCUGACGUCAAGCCCAACAUCAACUCAAUGCAGCCCCCUACAGGGAACCCCAGCGAUGACCUACGGCUGACCUUCCCUGUUCGAGAUGGAGUGGUGCUGGAGCCCUUCCGGCUGGAACACAACUUGGCUGUCAGCAAUCACGUCUUCCAGCUGCGUGACUCUGUCUACAAGACACUCAUGAUGAGACCAGACCUGGAGUUGCAGUUUAAGUGCUACCAUCAUGAGGACCGGCAGAUGAACACUAACUGGCCAGCCUCUGUGCAGGUUAGCGUGAAUGCCACGCCCCUUACCAUCGAGCGCGGUGACAACAAGACCUCCCACAAGCCCCUCUACCUGAAACACGUGUGCCAGCCAGGCCGCAACACCAUCCAGAUCACAGUCACUGCCUGCUGCUGCUCUCAUCUGUUUGUGCUCCAGCUGGUCCACCGGCCCUCGGUGCGCUCUGUGCUGCAGGGCCUGAUGAAGAAGAGGCUCCUGCCUGCCGAGCACUGUGUCACCAAAAUCAAAAGGAACUUCAGCAGCGGGACCAUUCCAGGAACCCCUGGCCUGAACGGUGAGGAUGGUGUGGAGCAGACAGCCAUCAAGGUCUCUCUUAAGUGUCCGAUCACCUUCCGCCGCAUCCAGCUUCCAGCACGGGGCCACGACUGCAGACACAUACAGUGUUUUGAUCUGGAGUCUUACCUGCAGCUUAACUGUGAGAGAGGAACUUGGCGCUGUCCUGUGUGCAAUAAAACCGCUCUUCUGGAGGGGCUUGAAGUGGAUCAGUAUAUGCUGGGCAUUCUCAUCUAUAUCCAGAAUUCGGACUAUGAAGAGAUCACCAUUGAUCCAGUGUGCAGCUGGAAGCCGGUCCCUGUGAAGCCAGACUUGCACAUUAAAGAGGAUCCAGACGGUCCAGCCUUGAAGCGCUGUCGCACCCUCAGCCCCAGUCACAUGAUCCUCCCCAGCGUCAUGGAGAUGAUUGCAGCCCUUGGCCCGGCCUCCUCUCCCUACCAAUCCCUACCACAAGGUGGCAGCAGCAGCACACCUGAUUACCCCAGCCAAGCUGGUUCAGGAUAUUCUAACCAGCCAGGCUUGUCAGAGUUUCCCAACGGCCCCGGCACCCCAACCCUGGGGGAGUUUGCAUCGGGGCCUCCACCCCUCUCCUACCAGGCUGACUUGCCCAGUGGGCUCUUGACACCUGAGAAACCUGUGGGGCACCCCAUGUCUGGACAGAUGCCUCACUCCAGUCGCAUGGACCCAUCCCACAACCCUCUCCAGCAGCAACAGCAGCAGCAGCAGCAUCAAGCUCUCCACGGUAGUUCCAACCUGGGUGGCCCUGGAGGACCCAUGCAUUCGCGCAACUCCACACAGAAUCCACGGCUGCACACAGACAGCUUCGGGCUGGGCGGCCCCGGAGGGCCGGGGGAUGUAGCAGAGCCUGCUCUUGAUCUGCUCCCAGAGCUAACGAACCCGGAUGAGCUGCUGUCCUACUUGGGUCCUCCUGACCUGCCCAACAACAGCAACGAUGACCUGCUCUCACUGUUCGAGAGCAACUGAGCCCACUCACAUUUCCCUCACCACCUAAAGCUUAGCCACACCGUCCUAAAAAAACGUACUCUUCCCUGGCCUAAAUACACUCAGCACGCUAUGAGCAGGUUUGGGCGUCAGGGCUAGGAAUCCUCACAGAUGUUCGAGUCUAAUUCUUUUACCUGCCAUGUUCCUUGGAGACUGAGUUUCAGUCAUUCUUACAGCAAGGAAGAUGCAGAAGAUAUUUUAAUGCGACUUCAACAUUGUUAGUCUGCCUCUGAAGUAUGUCAGUUUUUUUUUUUUGUUUUGUUUUGUUUUUUUUUAUUAUUAUUUUAAUUUGGAAGCGUCCCUUUCAUAUUUCCAGCUCCUGCAGAAAUCAUUUGUAGAAAAGCAACUCAUCUGUCAGACUUGUGCUUGGUGUAAAUUAUAUUGCAUCAGAAGGGGGAGGAAGCCAUUACAGAAUUUGCCCUUCGUUGUUUGUUCUUAAUCACGUUUAAACCGAGUGUGAAGUAGUACUGACGUUCUUUCAAAUCCUGAAUUUGUUCGUACAAAGAAGGACUGAAUUUCGAUUAAGCUACAAGCUCUUUAUAGAGAGAGAUGGGGGAGAAGCCAAAUUAGUUCUUGUCUCUGUUGUAAGCUGAAUGCGAGUAAAAGCUGGGAAUGCCAAUGGACCUUGCAAACACAAGACACAGACACGCCUUACCUCAAAAGGUUUAAAAAGAGAAAAAAAAGAAAGUAAAGGAAGAAAAGAAAUCCACCACUAAGCUAGCGCCCUAUCCUACAGGUCCUCACCAUUACUUGAUCUCACAAACUUGUACUUGACUUGAAGUCCAAAAGUCCAUUUGUACUUUGUGUUAGAAGAUGCCAGUUUGCAGCCUGCAUGCUCUUGUCCUUCACCUUGUGUAGAGAUGCAAUCAUGAAGCAUAUCUUGCUGUAGCAUCAAGGUAAUGUACUGUACAUUUAUUCAAACAACUUUGCCAAACUCGUCAGGGGGGAAAGGCUCUGUCUUGUGUUUAUCCUGCAGCUACUGUACAUUUGAGGAAAGCUUACGAUCCUUGAGAAUAUGUUUACGCAAGAUAAAUGCAGUGAUUCGAUCAUUGAAUACAAGAAGCACAUAUGCGCACACACCUAGUUACACCCAGUAUCUUUCUGGCACACGUCCAUCCACUCCACUCCCUGCCCACCCCCCACCACCACCACCUACCCCUCCCCUCCAGUUAAACAACUUUGUCUUCCUACCCUGUUGACACAAUAUUACUGUGCUGAUCGCAGUUCUGUCAAAAACUAAAGUCUUGAUAAUGAUCACUUUCUGUUCAAUAAGCCUUCAUUCUCAUUCACUGGCAUUGUUUUUAGCUGCUUACUGGAUAUGCAAGAGAUUUUAAUUAAGUGGAGGAAAUGAUGGAUAACAGAGUCCAAAAAAAGAAAUAAAUGAAUGAGGUCUCACAGAGCACAAGCAGCACAUUUCAGACAGGGUAUUUCUCUCACUCACACACACACACACAUAUAUACAUGCACACCCACAAGCUCGCUACAUGCGACUCUGAAAAGAGUGCAUUCAGGUCCUAAACUUUCCCAGUGCGACGUCUCGUCUGUCACAUCUGCAUCGUUCGUGUUUGCAGCAAAGGCCUCUCGACAGUAUGGUCUAACGGCAAUACCCACUCUUGUUACUGACGAGGAACACUUGGGGAGCAGUGUUGAAAAUAUGUACAGAUAUAGGACUAUUAUUGUUACAGAUGUGAAGACUCUCUCUACCCCAUGAUAUUAAAAUCCACGAGCGUACAUACACCCACACUUUAAACACUAUGACAGACCUUCAUGUAGUCAGACACGCCCUUGUUCCACGCUGUCCCUUUCGGUUGGGUUGCAAAAGAGAACGGAUGGAGAGGAGAACAGCCUACCACCCCGUUUCCUGUCUCGUCUUAUUUUAUUAUUUAUGACCGCUCUCUGGACACGGUCAGCUAUGUGCAGUUUGUAUCAUAACAAUCCAGGGAGUGUCAGGAGUUAUUGGAUGUGCAAUUGUUUUUGAAGACAUUUGUGUAUCAUAUAAUUUUAUCUUUGAUUAUAUAAUUAUUGUUAUUAUAAUAAUUAUAAAAUUAAUUGGUGGACCUGUAUGCAUCUCUCUUACGUGUGUUAUCUAGCAAAAGUUUAUGGAUUUGUUAAAAAGAAAAAAAAAAGCAGUUCAUUUCCCAUCAGAUCUGUGACUAAGAAGGUUUUCAAUACGAGAGCUGAGAGACUUCCUUGAGACCAGCACCAAGUCACACUUACUUGUUAAUCAAACUGUUCAAAAAAAGAUGUUUGUCAUGUGUAGGUGAAUCUUUAAGUUCUAACGAUUGAAUUAAACUUGUAAAAUUGAAAUCAUUUUGUUUUUUUCUAAAGAUGUGAAAUAUUUCCAUUAUGUUUUUUAAGUAAAGACUUAAGCCCCA
Pygocentrus nattereri (red-bellied piranha) is the source of this 5687-nucleotide messenger RNA. RefSeq names its product zinc finger, MIZ-type containing 2 (gene zmiz2). NCBI's taxonomy places the organism in Eukaryota, Metazoa, Chordata, Actinopteri, Characiformes, Serrasalmidae. The transcript has 19 exons. Gene Ontology annotation, molecular function: SUMO ligase activity; zinc ion binding. The coding region runs from base 568 to 3294 and encodes 908 amino acids. The record is from RefSeq and is a predicted model, not a curated record. Gene Ontology annotation, biological process: regulation of transcription by RNA polymerase II; protein sumoylation.